Molecule: messenger RNA, 1212 nt
Organism: Marmota flaviventris (yellow-bellied marmot)
Lineage: Eukaryota; Metazoa; Chordata; Mammalia; Rodentia; Sciuridae
Gene: Ccbe1
Product: collagen and calcium binding EGF domains 1
Molecular function (GO): calcium ion binding
Source: RefSeq, a predicted model, not a curated record
AUGGUGCCGCCACCUCCUCCGAGCCGGGGAGGAGCGGUCCGGGGGCAGCUGGGCCGGAGCCUGGGUCCGCUGCUGCUGCUCCUGGCGCUGGGACACACGUGGACCUACCGGGAGAACUCCGAGGACAGCGACAGAGAAAUCUGCUCGGAAAACAAGAUUUCUACAACCAAAUACCCGUGUUUGAAGUCUUCAGGCGAACUCACGACGUGUUUCAGGAAAAAGUGCUGCAAAGGGUAUAAAUUUGUUCUUGGACAGUGUAUCCCAGAAGAUUAUGAUGUUUGUGCCCAGGCUCCCUGUGAACAGCAGUGUACAGACAACUUCGGCCGCGUGCUGUGCACCUGUUAUCCAGGAUACCAAUAUGACCGCGAGAGACACCGGAAGCGGGAGAAGCCCUACUGCCUGGACAUCGACGAGUGUGCCACCAGCAACAAGACGCUGUGCGACCACAUCUGUGUCAACACUGUGGGCAGCUACCGCUGUGAGUGCCGGGAGGGCUAUGUCCUUGAGGGCGACGGGAAGACAUGCACCAGGGGGGACAAGUACCCCAACGACACUGGGCACGAGGAGAAGUCUGAGAAUGCCGUGAAAGCCGAAACUUGCUGUGCCUCGUGCAAGGAGUUCCACCAGAUGAAGCAGACGGUGCUGCAACUGAAGCAAAAGAUUGCACUGCUCCCUAACAGUGCUGCUGAGCUGGGCAAAUAUAUCACUGGUGACAAAGUGCUGGCCUCCAACGCCUACCUUCCAGGACCACCUGGCCUGCCUGGAGGCCAGGGCCCUCCCGGUUCACCAGGACCAAAGGGGAGCCCAGGCUUCCCAGGUAUGCCGGGCCCUCCUGGGCAGCCCGGCCCCCGGGGCUCAAUGGGACCCAUGGGACCGUCUCCUGAUCUGUCCCACAUUAAGCAAGGCCGGAGGGGUCCUGUGGGUCCUCCGGGUGCACCAGGAAGAGACGGCUCUAAGGGGGAGAGAGGAGCACCUGGGCCCAGAGGAUCUCCAGGACCCCCAGGGUCUUUCGACUUCCUGCUGCUUAUGCUGGCUGACAUCCGCAAUGACAUCACUGAGCUGCAGGACAAGGUGUUCGGGCACCGGACUCACUCUUCAGCAGAGGAGUUCCCUUUACCUCAGGAGUUUUCCAGCUACCCAGAGAGCAUGGACUUUGGCUCUGGAGAUGACCAUCCAAGGAGAACUGAUGAAGCCAGAGACUUUCAUCCAUAG